GGCCGGCGACUGCAGCUUCCCCUGCUGUGCCUCUUCCUCCAGGGCGCCACUGCCGUCCUCUUUGCUGUCUUUGUCCGCGACAACCACAAAACCGACGCUGCCCUCUGGCACCGGGGCAACAACAGUAACGCGGACAAUGAAUUUUACUUUCGCUACCCAAGUGAGUGCGGGACGGAGUCUCACUCUGUUGCCCAGGCUGAAGUGCAAUGGCGCAAUCUUGGCUCACUGCAACCUUCACUUCCCAGGCUUCCAGGACGUGCAUGCCAUGGUCUUCGUGGGCUUUGGCUUCCUCAUGGUCUUCCUGCAGCGUUACGGCUUCAGCAGCGUGGGCUUCACCUUCUUCCUGGCCACCUUUGCCCUGCAGUGGUCCACACUGGUCCAGGACUUUCUACACUCCUUCCACGGUGGCCACAUCCAUGUUGGCGUGGAGAGCAUGAUCAACGCUGACUUUUGUGCGGGGGCCGUGCUCAUCUCCUUUGGUGCCGUCCUGGGCAAGACCGGGCCUGCACAGCUGCUGCUCAUGGCCCUGCUGGAGGGGGUGCUGUUUGGCAUCAAUGAGUUUGUGCUCCUUCAUCUCCUGGGGGUGAGAGAUGCCAGAGGCUCCAUGACUAUCCACACCUUUGGUGCCUACUUCGGGCUCGUCCUUUCAUGGGUUCUGUACAGGCCCCAGCUGGAGAAAAGCAAGCACCGCCAGGGCUCCGUCUACCAUUCAGACCUCUUCGCCAUGAUUGGGACCAUCUUCCUGUGGAUUUUCUGGCCUAGCUUCAAUGCUGCACUCACAGCACUGGAGGCUGGGCAGCAUCGGACGGCCCUCAACACAUACUACUCCCUGGCUGCCAGCACCCUCGGCACUUUUGCCUUGUCAGCCCUUGUAGGGGAAGAUGUGAGGCUUGACAUGGUCCACAUCCAAAAUGCAGCGCUGGCCGGAGGAGUUGUGGUGGGGACCUCAAGUGAAAUGAUGCUGACACCCUUUGGGGCUCUGGCAGCUGGCUUCUUGGCUGGGACUGUCUCCACGCUGGGGUACAAGUUCUUCACGCCCGUCCUUGAAUCGAAAUUCAAAGUCCAAGAGACAUGUGGAGUCCACAACCUCCAUGGGAUGCCGGGGGUCCUGGGGGCCCUCCUGGGGGUCCUUGUGGCUGGGCUUGCCACCCAUGAAGCUUAUGGAGAUGGCCUGGAGAGUGUGUUUCCACUCAUAGCCGAGGGCCAGCACAGUGCCACAUCACAGGCCAUGCACCAGCUCUUUGGGCUGUUUGUUACACUGAUGUUUGCCUCUGUGGGUGGGGGCCUCGGAGGGCUCCUGCUGAAGCUACCCUUUCUGGACUGCCCCCCAGACUCCCAGUGCUAUGAGGACCAAGUUCACUGGCAGGUGCCUGGUGAGCAUGAGGAUAAAGCCCAGAGAUCUCUGAGAGUGGAGGAGGCAGACACUCAGGCCUAACCCACUGCCGGCCCCUGAGAGGACACACUCCGUUUUGAAGAUGCUGACUGGCUGCUACUAGGAAGUUCUUUUUGAGCUCCCAUUUCUCCAGCUGCAAGAAGGGAGCCAUGAGCCAGAAGGAGGCCCCUUUCCACAGGCAGCGUCUCCACAGGGAGAGGGGCAGCAGGAAGCUGGGAGAUGGUGGGGAGUGGGGCCAUAACUGGGUACGGUAGGGGGAACCUCACCAGAUGCCUGACCUGACUGCCCUACCAGCCUGCACAUGGGCAGAAGAGGCCAAAUUGAGGCACCCAAGUGAUCCACUGGCCCCACGUCACACAGUUACAGUGAAGCCCAAGCCAGGCCUGGUUGAGGGUGAUAAACACCACCGUCUCUAAA
Symphalangus syndactylus (siamang) is the source of this 1810-nucleotide messenger RNA. RefSeq names its product Rh family B glycoprotein (gene RHBG). Gene Ontology annotation, cellular component: plasma membrane. The record is from RefSeq and is a predicted model, not a curated record. Gene Ontology annotation, biological process: ammonium transmembrane transport; ammonium homeostasis. Gene Ontology annotation, molecular function: ammonium channel activity. NCBI's taxonomy places the organism in Eukaryota, Metazoa, Chordata, Mammalia, Primates, Hylobatidae.